Messenger RNA from Diplodia corticola, 1680 nucleotides. RefSeq lists its product as uncharacterized. The coding region runs from base 1 to 1680 and encodes 559 amino acids. Lineage: Eukaryota; Fungi; Ascomycota; Dothideomycetes; Botryosphaeriales; Botryosphaeriaceae. The record is from RefSeq and is a predicted model, not a curated record. The transcript is spliced from 2 exons.
AUGGUGGUGUUGUCUACCGCGAUUGUCUGUCUGGCUUCUGGGAGGCAGGCAGCAAGCCACGAGCUCAUGGCUAAUGCGGCCAUGGGGAUGGAUUCGCUUGCUGGCUGUGUGCGUGGCAUAUAUCCAACAGUGACGACACCACCAGAGCUUCCUCUCACUCACCUUUCUCAACUGAACCCUUUCAACCGCCGCUUGCAGGCAGACAGUGCUCAUCGCCACCCCAAAAUCGCCGUCGUCUUCGUGCGCGCGCCUCAAGCACCAUCCGUCACUGAUCGCUGGCUUAGCUGGAUCAAGAAGAUCUUGGGGCGGGUGUCCAAAACACGACCGCCGCCGCCGCCGCCAUCACUGCAACCACACCCUGCGCGACCUACAGUCAUCGACACGAUGCCUAUCGCUCAGCUUCUCGCGGUUCGUCGAUCUGGAUCUGUCCACUUGCCAGCACUACCGCCUCUAUCAAACCCUCACAGUGCAGUUGUCCAUCCCCAUCAGCGUCGCAGCUCGUCCGCGCCGUCGUUACUUCACCGCGCACGCGCCGGCGCUCCCCACCAGACGACGUACCCUCACCUUGAGAACUACUACAACGAAGCCCGUGCCGCGCAAGCAACGGCCGACAACAACAACACGAUGCCAGUGGCCGCUGACGUUGACGUCGCACGUGACGAGGGCGAUGACUCUGCCAUGAGUGACGACGUAUCGCGCGACGUAUUCGGACCUGAAGCGACGACGACGACGACGACGACGACUAUGACGACAACGACGGAGGAUGACGAGCGCUGCUCCCGUCACUCGUCUCCCUCAGGCCCGCCCGCUGCCAGGACGUUGCGCACGCCGAGCCCUUCUCCGUCUUCUCUUCACUCUCCUGACUCUCCGCUGGCCGCCAGCCGCGGUUUCUGGACCAAGAUGAGCGGAGUGCACGACAAGCACGGUGAUGGAGAGGAUCAUGCGGUUGCCGGCUCUCUGCCGCCACGGUCGAGUCUGCGGACGAGUCUACGGACGAGGGGCGGAGAGAGCACGCGGAGACUGCGGUACACCGAUUGCGGAAGCCCGACCCGCGCAGCGGCGGCGAGCACAGAUGGGGAAGAGGACGAUGGCAUCGGCGGAGGGGCUUGCUUGAUCGGCGAGGAAGAGGCGGCCGCGGUGUAUCCGGAGUCCUGGGCGGUCAUGGCGCAGGAGAAGGCUGCGCGGCGUCUGAAUUUCAUGGCUGUCGGCCCGCCGCAGACGCCUGCCGUGGGAACAAUUCCCUUCUCAGGCUGCCAUGAGCCGGAGCCGGGACCAUCGACUCAGAUCAGGAACCCCCGCAUCACGACGCCGAACCGACUCGCCGCAGCGACGGGCACCAGCAAGCACUUCCGAAAGACGAGCCCCGACCAAGGCGGUGCCGUCUCCCCAACCGUCCGGACUCUUCCGGCCGGCGCGCUUCCGCUUUCCGACGGCUUUCAGAUCACUCUCGGCGGCGAGCAAGACGCGGAUCCGUUCGGCGCCGCAGCGCCGGUGCGCUCGCCCGCGCUGAACGACGACUCCAACAUGGACGAGAUCGACAGCUGUGUGACCCGGCUUUGGCACCUCUAUGCCAACGGCACCGAGCACACCAAGCGCCUGUUGCUGCGCGAUCUGCGCCGCACCAUAGGCGUGCAGGAAGCACUCGGAGUACGUUCGACCGACGUCGAGUCCGACUGUUGA